Molecule: messenger RNA, 861 nt
Organism: Diabrotica balteata
Lineage: Eukaryota; Metazoa; Arthropoda; Insecta; Coleoptera; Chrysomelidae
Source: the annotation of a GenBank genome assembly
UCAAGCUUUUCGUCCAACUAGCUUUCCUAGCAUUUUAAGCUGUAAGUCAUAUCGUGUGUCUUUAAAGAUAUGGUCCAGGAACUUAAGAUUUUUCUUCUUGAUUAAAAAAAAAAUAGGUUCAAUGUUAAGUCUUUCUAGUACUGCCUGAUUUAAUACUUUAUCUGGGCAAGACACUCUAAAAACGCUCCUGUAGAACCAAAUUUCAAAGACCUCGUUCUUUAUAAGAAGUUUUUUAUUUAGUGUCCAGCUUUCCACACCGUAUACCAGUACGAAAAGUACAUAACACCUUACCAUUCUAGUUCCUAGAGUCUUAAAACAAAUGCGGUACUGUUGAUAGUUUUUCCGUUUGACGAAGUUCGCUUGUUCAAUGCGUAAAUGAAUUUCUUCUAAAUGCUGAUUGUACUCGCUUUCGUCGCUAUGGUAGCUACCGCCUCUGCCUCCCACUUGGGUUUGGGUUUGGGCUUGGGAGGAUGGGGACACGCCGGUCUCGUCAACCCACAUGCUCUUAGCCCAAUUGGACCCUCUGGAAUCGUCACUGGAGCCGGAGCAGCCGGUCCCUCUGGAGUCGUAACCGGAGCAGGAGCCGCUGGACCCGCUGGAGUAGUUAACGGACACGGAGCUGUAGGACCAACUGGACCCAACGGACAUGGUGCCAUUCUUGCCCCCGGUGCCUUAGGAUUAGGAUUGGGAUUGGGAUUGGGACAUGCCGGUUUGGGUCUUGGACUCGGCGGAUGGGGUCAUGGAUUAGGAGCUGGCCAUUUGGGUCUACACGGUUAAAAAAUAAUUUGCAACAAAACGGAAUGAUCGUAAUUGGUGACUGUUUAUGGAACUGAUGUUAAAUUAAAAUAAAAUUUUGUAUAU